AUGUUCGCCGAGGCAGCAUCGAGAGAGGAAGCGCACUCGAAACAGGUGCGGUCGGAUGGAGACACAUUCGUCCGGCGAAGCAGUUGGCCAAAAUCCGGUCGGGUCGGAAACGUCGAGUUUUGGUCAGCGAAACUGAAAGCAACGAUAAGCGGGGGGUCGGGCGACUGGCACCGACAUCGCAGGGCAGGAGCGAAAUCCGCCAUCGUGCUGGCACGUGCAACCCUCGACCACCUGACCGACCUCAAUAACUCGCACGAAGAAUAG
Soboliphyme baturini is the source of this 264-nucleotide messenger RNA. Lineage: Eukaryota; Metazoa; Nematoda; Enoplea; Dioctophymatida; Soboliphymatidae. The record is from the annotation of a GenBank genome assembly.